AUGGAGUCAGACCCGGCUUUAACGCCUGGGACAAACCUCCAGAUAACUCCGGGCUCCGCUAAUCAAGGCCAGCCUCGGAACAGAAUUCGCUUCUCGUGCACCAAAUGUAGAGAGAAAAAAUUGAAAUGCAACCGCGAAACGCCCUGUAACCAAUGCGAAAAGCGAGAUAUUGGGGAAACAUGCGUUUAUAUCCCUUAUGCCCGAUCUAAAACCGGCACAGACAUUACAAGUGCAGCGAAGCCAUCUUCAUCACAACCAACACACCAGAUCUCUCACCACCCUGACCAGGCCGGCCAAGGUGGAAAUACCGGGGCUGGAAACCCCGGCGUUGGAAAUAAUACUGCCCUGCUGUUUAGACUGCGCCACUUGGAGCGUCUCGUUCAUGUCCUCAAGGCAAAAAGUUCCAGCGAUGUGAACCAUUCGGGUUCAAAUCAAUCUGCCUUAGGCGGAAACCAAAAGUCCGAUGAGGAAUCGUCGGGCGAAGAUGGCAUUCCGGGUAGCGCUACAGCUGGGCCCAUGUUUGGCCAAAGCCGUUAUGUAGAGUUUGGUAACUGGGAGGCCAUCCUCGAUGAAAUUACCGAACUCACAGAAGACUUGCGGGUGUCUGAUGACAAUGUCGAGUCACACCGGACAUAUGUAGGCGCGCCUGUGCCCUCGGGCUUUGCAGAAGGCCCAGUCCUUCUCAUGGGUGCCUGGCCUCGUGCCUCAUACUCUGACCUGCUGUCCUGUUUGCCCGCCCGAAAUGUGGUAGAUCAACUUACAAGCCAUUUCUUCCAGGCUAAAGAGCCAGCAUGGAUGAUGUUUCAUAUCCCUACCUUCUUGAGGCGCUAUGAUGAGUUCUGGAAAACUCCGGAGCAGUUUUCUUUCUCGUGGCUGGCUCUCUUGUUUACUAUGAUGAGCCAUGGGACACUGUUCUGUCUUCUUGGCGACAUUGAGGCCCCCGAGAGCCUAGGCGAUCCUCUAGAGAUUGUUGACAAGUACCGUUCCUUGGCGGCACACUGCCUCGUUCUCGGUGACUACACAAAGCCCGACAAGUACAAAAUUGAGGCUUUGCUUCUCUAUACCGGCAUUGAACACUUUAAGCAGCCCGAUGCCCGGCGUGGGACUUCCAUGGUUUCUACCAUCGCCUGUCGCCUUGCUAUUCACAUGGGUUUGCACCGGGACCCCAAGCACUUCAGGGGAAUUUCGCCUUUUGAAGGAGAAAUGAGGCGUAGGGUGUGGACUGUAGUGCUCGAAGUUGAUCGCCACGUUUCGUAUCAAUUCGGCCUCCCUUGCAAUAUUCAAACGCGGCUGUGUGACACGGAGCCGCCGCGUAACCUUCACGAUGAAGAUUUCAACGAGUCCACCGUCGAGAUGCCCCCAUCUCGUCCAGAAACUGAGCAGACCCGUACUCUCUACAGCAUAGUGAAGCGUCGACUGCUCGAAAUUUUCGCCGAAAUAUUUGAAACGGCGCAUCUACUACCACGGUACUCGCAGAUAUUGGAGCUGGACAGGAGAUUGGAAGAGUUGCACGAUUCCAUGCCGGUGAUUUUUGCAAUGCGCUCCUUCCGACAAAGCAUGGGUGACUCGAUCUACUUGGCCAUGCAGCGAUACUGGCUUGACCUAGUCUACCAAAAAGCGCGAUGCGUCUUGCACCGGCGCUUUAACCGGUUUCCCAAAUCGCGCUGGGCCUGCGUAGAUGCGGCCGUCAAAAUCAUGCGCCAUCAAUAUGACGUACAUGUCGAGAUGCAGCCAGGAGGCCGCCUCGCCCGCGAGCGUCUGUUUAUAUCGAGUCUGUACACGCACGACUUUCUUCUUGCCAACAUGGUUCUUUGCGCCGAGUUAUCUCAGGCUAUGAAGGCCGACUCGGAAUCCUCUUUCACGCCCGAUGGAUCAACGGGGUCUCCUGACGACAGAGACAGAAGAGGAUCUCGCUCAGCACCUUGUAUGGCCAAGGAGAAUCUGUUGGAGAUUCUUCGCACAUCCCGAGACGUGUGGCAGACCACCCGCCACGAAUCCUCAGAGGCCGAUCGCGCGUUCAAGAUCAUUUCCCGCAUGCUGACAGUUGCCACCGGGACCUUGUUCGGGUCGAGCCCGGACUCGACUGGCAGUGAUGCCCGCGAGGCCGGAGAGCGGCUGAAGAGCGAGCCACCGACGGGCCCUCCAGUGUUUGACGAGAAUUUCUACAACUCGCCCGGUGCACUUGGUCAGAAUGUCGGGCAUUUGGGACCGGACAGCUUGGUUCAGGACGCAAGGGGUCUCGAUCCUCUGGCUGGGCUUCUCCCACAGCAACAAUGGGGUCCACAUCGCCUCGAAAGUGACUAUGGCAGAGAUUGGACGGUAUCAGCACAGCUUGGGGGCACGAUACAACAUGAUUUCGAAGGGAUGCUGUAUCCGGGUGCUGAUCUGAAUUGGCCUAAGAUUGGAAAAAUGGAGGUUUUUGACGACGAAGACUCGUGGGAGGCCAAGGCCAAAGCCAAGAGGGCCAGCAUCCUCGCCGCAAUCCCGCGCAAAUGGAUACUGACUCCGGAGCAGCUCGCCCAAGUCUCGCCGCCUCAGCGACGUGACGUGGUACAGUACGCUCGGCGCGAGUUUCUUACCGCCGAAGAGCGCGAGAUCACCGAGAUGGAUGCCGUGGCCGUGGUCAACGCCAUACGCAGCCGCAGCUUGACGGCCGAGAAAGUCACUUUGGCGUUUUGCAAGGCAGCGGCGAUUGCGCAUCAAAUUUGCAACUGUUUGCUGGAAGUGUUUUUCGACCUGGCACUGGAACGCGCAAGACAGCUCGACAAGUACCAAGAUGAAAAUAAUGGCCGUGCAGUAGGACCCUUGCAUGGCUUGCCUGUUAGUCUCAAAGACCAGUUUCACGUUAAAGGCGUAGAAACGACCAUGGGCUACGUCGGAUGGAUUGGCAGUAACUUAGGGUAUCCUGAUGCGCGCGGCAAACACGAGGUGCAGAGCCAGACGGUCGACGAGCUUGAGUCCCUAGGGGCUGUGAUGUAUUGCAAGACGAGUGUGCCGCAGACACUCCUGUAUGCCGAGACCGAGAAUAACAUUAUUGGCCGGACCGUGAACCCUCACAAUAUGAUACUAUCCUCGGGUGGCUCCUCUGGGGGCGAGGGUGCGCUUAUAGCACUUGGAGGCAGUACCAUGGGUGUUGGGACAGAUAUUGGAGGCUCUGUGCGCAUCCCCGCUGGGUUCUGUGGCUUAUUUUCUCUCAAGCCUACUCCUGAACGUCUUUCCUAUCGCACCGUCGCCAACGCUACGCCAGGACAGACCACGUAUCGCUCCGCGGUGGGAUAUAUGGGCACGUCAGUCGACGGACUGAAUCUCAUGCUGAAGUCGGUGCUCUCGACCAAACCUUGGAUCAAAGAUCCCGCCGUGGUGCCUUUGCCAUAUAGAGAGGGUGUAAUGCGUGAUUACCUCGGCCGUCUACCAUCGCAGGGGAAACCGUUGAAGCUCGGCAUUCUCUGGAGAGAUAGGAUCAUUGAGCCGCAUCCUCCUGUGACUAGAGCAAUAACGAUGGUAUAUGAUGCUUUGAAGAGGGCAGGACACAAGACCGUUGACUGGUGCCCCCCUUGCCAUAAAAACGGAUAUUACAUGCAUCUUAAUUUCCUAUACUCGGACGGACGGGAAGAUAUGCAUCGUCAUCUCAAGACGUCAGGCGAACCUCUUCUUCCGCUAAUUAAGCGGUAUUCAGGCCUGAAAAAUCCCAUGUCACUGCUCUCCUUCCAAGACCUUGUCUUGAGGGCUCUGAAGUACGAGGAACAAUAUGCAGACUAUUGGAGGUCAACAGCCGAAGAAGAUGGACAAGAAGUUGACGCCAUUAUUGCACCCGUCUGUCAGAGUGCUGCCGUGAUACCAGGCAAGCUGUACUCCUCUGGUUACACUGAAAUCUUCAACCUUUUGAACUAUAGCGUGGCGGUAAUCCCCGUGACCAAGGCCAACAAAGACAUCGACGUUCGGCAUGACAGAUACAAGCCAAAGAUUGGGCUGGAUGAAUUGAACUGGGAGUCUUACGACCCUGAAAUCUACCAUGGGGCGCCGGUCGGAAUACAGGUCGUGGGCAAGAAAUUCGAGGAAGAAAAGGUGCUUGCUAUUGCGCAUCAUGUUCAUCAGGCGCUGCAGGCAUCCGAGGAAUCAAAGCCCAACUCUCGGCUCUAG
Molecule: messenger RNA, 4140 nt
Organism: Pyricularia pennisetigena
Lineage: Eukaryota; Fungi; Ascomycota; Sordariomycetes; Magnaporthales; Pyriculariaceae
Exons: 15
Coding region: 1-4140 (1379 amino acids)
Biological process (GO): regulation of DNA-templated transcription; DNA-templated transcription
Molecular function (GO): DNA binding; DNA-binding transcription factor activity, RNA polymerase II-specific; zinc ion binding
Source: RefSeq, a predicted model, not a curated record